Molecule: messenger RNA, 1268 nt
Organism: Hibiscus syriacus
Lineage: Eukaryota; Viridiplantae; Streptophyta; Magnoliopsida; Malvales; Malvaceae
Exons: 9
Coding region: 91-1110 (339 amino acids)
Source: RefSeq, a predicted model, not a curated record
GAAAAUAUUAAUAAUAAUAACUGGUGCAAAUAUUGAAGAAAUUUUCUUUACCUAACAAUUAAUCAGUUGAUAACUGUGAGCUAUUCUUUCAUGGCUGUUGCAGCACCUAGCUGCAUCAACUGUUGCUUCAUUACUUCCAAACCCAAUAGUUCAAACUCAACCACAAACUUUCCCUUAUCCUUUUCUUAUCCUAUCUUCAAUGGCUGCCACGGAAUUUCAGUGACAAGAACUGUAGCAUUUGCCAAGUUUGACAAAUUCCAAGGUGACCCUUCUGAAGCUGAUCUUCAAGAUAUCACAGCAUCUUCUGUACAAAUCCAGGAAGAAACCAUUGAAGAAGAAGAUGACAGUUGUUUGCCAUCUGAUUUGGUGGGAGCAGUGAGGCAAUCAGGUGAAGCAAGUGCCUUGUUUACAUCUUCAGGAGGAAUGAGAGCUAUUGUUGAGCUCUUAAUACCUCAGCUACAGUUUCUUGAUGAUGAAGGUGCUCAAGCUGAGCUUUGGGAUUUGUCCAGAAUUUUCUUGGAUACACUGAUUGAAGAAACUGGAGGCCAGAAAGUUAAAGCUAUAUUUCCAGAUGCUGGAGCUGCUGCAUUACUGAAGUAUCGAUGGAAAGAUGCCGCUUUCGGAUUCGCCAGUUUGAGUGACCGGAAGCCUGUGGAGAGCGAAGACGAGAUUAUUGUCAUGGUUGUUCCCGAUUACCAGAUGUUGGAGCGCGUACAAAGAAUUACAUCGGAGCUAUCAGAUGAUCCGCCUAGGCCUCUCAUCAUGUGGAACCCUCGUCUCAUAAGUGAAGAUGUCGGAGUCGGGGUUAACGUUCGCCAGUUAAGGCGAUACUUUUUACGUUCUUUCACGACUGUUUACUCAAUGAGACCUUUGGCAGCUGGUGCUGUGUUUAGAUGUUAUCCGGGAUUGUGGAAGGUGUUUUACGAUGAUAAAGAUAGGCUCGGAAGAUAUCUGCUUGCAAAAGAACUCGUGAGCCGUCCCGACGCAGAAGAACUCGAGAUAAUAUUCGGGAAUGCAGGAGAGAAGUCAGAGCAAGGUCCCUCAUUGUUUAGUCAAGCUGCGGGCAUUUUCUCUUCACUGAAUCGAUUCGUGAAAGCCAUUUCAAAAUAAUAUCAUCUUAUCGAGCUUCUUACGAGAUUGUUCAGAGUUCAAUGCCGGACAGUUUCGGAUUUGUAUCCGUUUUUAAGACUUCUUCUAACGUGUAUAUUGCAUUGUAAGGUGAUAAGAAAAACUUCAUGAUACAAUAUAAAUUCAACCUUCCUUCUGCU